Harpegnathos saltator (Jerdon's jumping ant) is the source of this 746-nucleotide messenger RNA. It is a transcript of the gene Arpc5, whose product is annotated as Actin-related protein 2/3 complex, subunit 5. The record is from RefSeq and is a predicted model, not a curated record. Gene Ontology annotation, biological process: regulation of actin filament polymerization; Arp2/3 complex-mediated actin nucleation. The transcript has 3 exons. Bases 73 to 546 code for a protein of 157 amino acids. Lineage: Eukaryota; Metazoa; Arthropoda; Insecta; Hymenoptera; Formicidae. Gene Ontology annotation, cellular component: Arp2/3 protein complex; actin cytoskeleton.
GUAUGCCGCUGGCUUUAGGCGCUGCUCGAUAAGCCGGGCGUGAUCGCAGGAAACGUCAAACAUACAGCCGAGAUGUCGAGAAACGACGGUAAAAAGGAUACUUCGGCAUCCGCAUUUCGGAAAAUCGACGUGGACCAAUAUAGCGACAACAAUUUUAAAGAGGAAGACGCUGACGGUGGUAUAGGCGCACCCACUGGCCCGGACGAGAACGAAAUUCUAACACUUCUUAGCCAGGGUAAGAACGCGGAGGCAUUGAUAUCUGUAUUAAAGUCGGCACCGUUAGAAUGUAAAAACCAGCAAAUUAAGGACAGUGCACGAAACUUAACACAAAAGGUGCUCUUAAGUAUAAAAUCAAACCAAAUAGACGAUUGUUUAGCACAGUUAGAUCGUGACUUAGUGGAUGUUCUAAUGAAAUAUAUUUACCGAGGUUUCGAGAUUCCAACAGAAGGCAGCAGUAGUCACUUGUUAAUUUGGCAUGAAAAAGUUUUCAACAUAAGUGGAGUUGGUUGUAUUGUCCGUGUAUUUUCUGACAGCAAACGGGCUUGAAGUUUUGUACAUUUUGCAGUAACACCUUCAUUGCAACAAUUACUAUUAAUUCUCACUGUUACUCAUUGUCAUUGUUAAUGCAAUGAGGAUGUAGAUAGGCAAGGCAUUCACAUUUUCCACAUGGGAAAACAACUUUUCAUGUGAAAAUAUAACAAGUUUGUGUACAUUUGUUAUCAAUAAAGUAAUUUUUAUUUCUUAUA